This is a messenger RNA of Sorghum bicolor (sorghum), 1659 nucleotides long. Its product is annotated as probable 2-oxoglutarate-dependent dioxygenase At3g111800. The transcript has 4 exons. Bases 204 to 1370 code for a protein of 388 amino acids. NCBI's taxonomy places the organism in Eukaryota, Viridiplantae, Streptophyta, Magnoliopsida, Poales, Poaceae. The record is from RefSeq and is a predicted model, not a curated record.
AACGUCUCUUUCCAUCUCUCAUCUCUUGGCUAUAUAUACCCCUGUCAAGUCUCUCACUAAUAAGCCAUCCAAGAACCAAGGGGCACACCACACCACAGACUCAGGCCUCAGCUCAUCUCUCUUCAAGAACUCGAGGUCUAAUCGUCCCAGCUGCGGGCGGCGCCACGCCAGGGGAGGAAGGGCCAGCAGCCAGACACACACAGAUGGCGAGCUGCAUGCAGGAGUGGCCGGAGCCCGUCGUCCGCGUGCAGGCGCUCGCCGAGAGCGGCCUGUCCGUCAUCCCGCGCUGCUACGUCAAGCCGCCGUGCGACCGCCCCGUCGUCGUGGCCCCGGCGGCGCCAACGGCAGUCAAGGAGACGAAUUCGAAUAAGGCGGCCGAGGCCUCGGACAUCAGCAUUCCGGUCGUCGACCUCGGCGAGCUGCUGCUGCAGGCGAAGGACGCCGGCGCCGGCGGCCUUGUCGGGAACGUCGUCACCGAGGCCGUCGCGUCCGCGUGCCGCGAGUGGGGAUUCUUUCAGGUGGUCAACCACGGGGUGCGCCCCGAGCUGAUGCGCGCGGCGCGGGAGUCCUGGCGCGGCUUCUUCCGCCGCCCGCUCGCGGAGAAGCAGCGCUACGCCAACUCGCCGCGCACGUACGAGGGCUACGGCAGCCGCCUCGGCGUCCAGAAGGGCGCCGUCCUCGACUGGGGCGACUACUUCUUCCUCCACCUCGCGCCGGAGGCGGCUAAGAGCGCGGCAAACUUCUGGCCGGCCAACCCCAGCAACUGCAAGGAGGUGUCGGAGGAGUACGGGCGCGAGGUGGUGCGGGUGUGCGAGCUGCUGAUGCGGGUGCUGUCCGUGAGCCUAGGGCUGGACGAGGCGCACUUCCAGCGGGCGUUCGGCGGGGCGGACUGCGGCGCGACGCUGCGCGCCAACUACUACCCGCGGUGCCCGCAGCCGGACCUGACGCUGGGCCUCUCCGCGCACUCGGACCCGGGCGCCCUCACCGUCCUCCUCGCCGACGAGAACGUCCGCGGCCUGCAGGUCCGCCGCGGCGACGACGGCGAGUGGGUCACCGUGCAGCCCGUCCGCGACGCCUUCAUCGUCAACGUCGGCGACCAAGUCCAGAUACUGAGCAACUCCGUGUACAAGAGCGUGGAGCACCGGGUGGUCGUGAACGCCGAGGAGGAGCGCAUAUCCCUCGCGCUCUUCUACAACCCCAAGGGCGACGUCCCCAUCUCCCCGGCGCCAGGGCUGGUCACCGCCGGGAACCUGCCGGCGCUCUACCCGCCGAUGACCUUCGACGAGUACAGGCUCUACAUCAGGAAUAAGGGCGCCAGGGGCAAGGCGCAGAUCGAGGCUCUCAAGGGCCAGGCAUCGCCAGAAAAAUAAUUAGAAUAGCCACCACCUGUCUACUACGUACAGUACAGUACUAGCUGAUUAAUAAACAACUGCAUGUGUAUCCUAAUGCAUGGCAAUUGUUAAUCGAUCUGGAAGUUAGUUUGGCUACUAUCUGAUUGUAAUAACACAUGUGUACAACCAACUUAUUACUACUACCUUUGGUACUACUUACUAUUUAUAAUCGAUCGUAUGUAUAUAUGUGUGUGUGGUGCAUGCAGUUGCUUAGCAGUCCAUUGCUGCUCACAGCUGCGCACGUAGGCUGAAGCAUUUUUAAAUUUAA